AUGGAACCCAUUGCUGUGGUAGGCAUUGGCUGCCGUUUCCCUGGAAGUGCCACAUCUCCCUCAGAACUAUGGCAGAUGCUCCGCCGUGGGGAUAGUGCUUGGUCUGAGAUCCCCAAGGACCGUCUCAACGUCUCCAGUUACUUCCACCCAAGUGGGAACCGACAAGGCAGUAUUCCGUUCACAGCGGGCCAUUUCCUGGUACAAGAUGUGGGGGCAUUUGACAGCUCGUUCUUUUCCAUCCCAGCGGACGAAGCCAAGGCGAUAGACCCGCAACAGAGAAUGCUCCUCGAGGUUGCUGUUGAAGCUCUUGACAGUGCUGGAAUUGACCGUACAGCCCUCAAAAAAAGCGAUACAGGAGUUUGGGUUGGCUCCUUUGUAAAAGAUUACGAGCAGAUUGUCCUGCGGGACCCCGAUAAUUCGCCCAAGUAUGGCGCGACAGGUAAUGGAAUAGCGAUAAUGUCUAAUCGCAUUUCCUUCUUCUUGGAUGUCAAUGGCCCGAGUAUGACCAUCGACACAGGAUGCAGUGCUAGCUUGGUCUGUGUUCACAAUGCUUGUCAAAGCCUUCGCGAUGGGGAAAUCGACGUUGGACUCGCCGGCGGUGCAGGCUUGAUCUUGACGCCUAACACUAUGAUGCCUAUGACGGCACUGAACUUCCUGAGCCCAGAUGGAAAAUGCUAUACAUUUGAUGCGCGUGCUAACGGGUACGGUCGUGGGGAAGGAAUUGGUAUCGUCGUUAUGAAACGUCUCUCAGAUGCCAUACGAGAUAACGACAAUAUCCGCGCUGUAAUCCGAGGCUCAAAUGUCAAUCAAGACGGGCGUACACCUGGCAUUACUCUACCUAGCGCCGAGGCUCAACUUCGUAAUAUCAGAACCGUCUACAAGAGGGCCGGGCUUCUUGUAGAUGACACGGCCUAUGUCGAAUGUCACGGCACUGGCACACAAGCCGGCGACUGGAGAGAAUUGAAAGCUAUAUCGGAUGCGUUCUGCCCAGAGCGUAACUCGGCUGACCCUCUAUAUGUCGGCUCGGUCAAGACAAACAUUGGUCAUCUCGAAGGAUGCGCCGGGAUUGCUGGGUUAGUUAAAGGAAUUCUUACCAUUGAAAAUGGAAUGAUCCCGAAGCACCUCAACUUUGAGGCGCCUGGGAAUCCAGCUAUUGACUUUAACGGCUGGAAAGUCAAGGUCCCAAUUGACAAUACGCCCUGGCCGACUGAAGGAUUAAGGCGUGCGAGUGUUAACUGCUUUGGUUUUGGUGGAACGAACGCACAUGUCAUCAUCGACGACGCUGCUCACUACCUAGCUCAAAGGGGGCUCUCAGCACACCAUAACACCACGCUUGAUGGCACCCGGAACUUUUCAAAUCUCAGUACCACGACGCACGAGUGGGUUAGGUCAGUACAGGGAUUGCCCAUUCCUACCCGCGAUUCGAAAACGCAUCUUUUUAUAUUUUCAGCGCAUGAGCAGAAGGUAUUAUCCCAAAUGCUUAAAGACUAUGCGUCUUACGCUCAAGGGCAACUUGAACCCUUACCCGGAAAUAUUAUGGAAGAUCUUGCAUACAGUCUCGGUUGUCGUCGGACACAAUUGCAAUGGAGGGCAUCAGUUGUUGCGCGAUCGCCCGAAGAGCUGAUUCAGAAACUAGUUGAACUGCCAGCGAAUGAUCUCGUUAGGGCGUCGGAGGAUAAAAGCUCUACCAAAUCAGCCUUUGUGUUUGGCGGCCAAGGAGCACAAUGGUUUGCCAUGGGAAGAGAGCUUCUUGGAUUUGAUGCCUUUUUGCAAUCAAUCGAGGACGCAAGCUCGUAUCUGCAAACCCACCUGGACGCCCCCUUCAGCCUUCUUGCUGAGCUUCUCAAGGAUGAAAGCCGCUCCUUGAUCAACAAACCCGAGAUUUCUCAACCAGCAACCACGGCAAUACAGGUGGCUCUUGUAGACUUGCUGACGAAGUACUUUGGAGUCACCCCAAACUACGUUUGCGGCCAUUCUUCUGGAGAAAUUGCGGCAGCCUACGCCCUGGGGGCACUCUCACGGGAGGACGCCUGGGAAUUAGCUUUUCAUCGGGGACGAUGUGCUGGAGCCAUGUUGGCUUUGCAAGACCAACCGCCCUCCAAGGGUAGUAUGCUUGCAGUGGGUCUGCCAUCUUCUGAAGCACAUAAGUAUGUGGACGUAGUUGGCAACGAUAAAGUGGUUGUAGCUUGCAUCAACAGUCCAGUUUCUGUGACGUUGUCUGGCGAUGAGGGUGCAAUCCAAGAGCUCCAGAGGGCUUUACAAGCUGCAGGUGUCUUCAAUAGGCUUCUCAUUGUAGAUAUUGCAUACCACUCGCACCAUAUGAAGCGUUGCGAAGAUGCGUAUCUCAAAUCAAUUACGCACAUUAAGCCGAAGAAGCCGAGAAGAGGGAUGAUAUCGCACCCUCACAUCCGAGGAGGACUCGUUAAGCCGGAGGACAUCCGGGUAGGUACUACCUCCAUAGCGCUUAGCAACGAGGCCCCUGUCAUGUAUUCAUCCGUUACUGGACAUGUCAUCAGCUGGGAGGACCUGUCUCCAGAAUACUGGGUCAGGAAUAUGGCGUCUCCUGUCCUUUUUGCCGACGCUAUGCAUUCCAUGAUGAGCGUUAAAAAUAGCGAGAAACCAAGCUUCAUACUGGAGGUUGGACCACAUUCAUCGCUCCAAGGCCCAAUAAGACAGAUCCUCGACGCUGAGGAAAAGCUUAGGCAACGACCGGUUUAUUCAUCUUUGCUCCGCAGGGGUAGAGACGCGACCGUGACAUUGCUGGAAGCCACUGGGAAGUUAUGGGGCAAUGGAUUUGAGAUAGUUAUGCCCUGGGUAGUCAUGAGGAAUGUUCAGACUGAACGGCCCAGACUCCUUGUCGAUUUGCCAAAGUAUCCUUGGAAUCGUGACAAAGUUUAUUGGCACGAGUCACACCUGUCGCUGGCCAACCGCUUUCAGGUUCAUGGCAGAUAUGAUCUUAUCGGGCGACCAACGGCUGAUUCAAUUCCGUUUCAACCCCGAUGGCGUGGCUUCUUUCGCGUAUCGGAGAACCCGUGGCUUCUGGAUCACCAAGUACAAAAAACCAUUAUUUAUCCAGCAGCCGGUAUGGCUACUAUGGUACUUGAAGCUGCUAAGCAGCUGGCCUCGGAACAUGCUUCAGGCUUCCAAAUCAGCGAGUUCAAAAUUCAGAAGGCAAUGAUCAUUCCAAAUACUGAACAUGGGUUAGAAUAUGCUCUGAACCUUAACCAGAGGGCAAGCCAAAUGGCUGUAGCUCCCAUCGGGAAUGUGGAAUCCCCCUCGUUGGUCAGGCCUUCGCUCUCCUUUGAGUUUUCUGUAUAUUCCAAACCAUUAGACAAGCCUUGGGAGGAGCACGGUAACGGGUACAUAACGAUUCAUUACCACGAAUCCUCAAAAGAGACGAACAACAGGUAUUACCAGGCAUACCUCAAUGCAAAGAAGGAGUGCGACAAUCCAGUCAACCCGAGGCAGCUUUAUGAGAGCCUAGAUGUUAUUGGCAUGAACUAUGGUCGGCUGUUUCAGAAUAUCGAAUCUCUUCAUAAGCGGGAUGGCGUUUGUGUCGGUACCAUUCGUAUUCCAGACACAAAAUAUGUCAUGCCCGCGAAUUUUGAAUAUCCGCACAUCAUUCACCCAACCACACUAGACUCGGUGUUCCAAACAGCCUUGGGUUUUGAAAACGGCCCAAUGGUCCCCUCCUUCAUUGGGAGUCUUUAUAUAUCAGCCAAUUCCCCGAUGCUCUCAGGGGCUGACAAGCAACUUGUUGCGUACACCUAUGCAAAAUCCAAUGGACGACUUGGCGCAACCGCGUCCUUCGCUGUCUCGGACCAGUCUUGGUUGGGCAAUUCUGGUGGUAAUCCACUGAUGAUCAUUGAGGACAUGGCUUUUACCGCCUUGAAUCCAAGCACGACGAAAGAGCUCAGUUUCCUUCCGAAUCACCGUAGUCUCUGUUCUGAGAUUAUAUGGGAGGAAAUUGAUAUUUUGGUCAAUCCCAACGAACCACAUACUAAAUUGAACGAUAAUUUACUCAUCCUUAUUCCAAUGGAUACUAGCCCCGAUAUCAAUGCGCUCCAAGCUGAACUGGUUCGAAAGUUGAACUGUCAGUUCCGAACGUUAGGCAGCAUCAAGGAGAACGAGAUACUUCCAAGACACUGCAUCUCUCUCUUGGAAGCAGAUGGCCAAGCGCUAUUUUGGAACUGGACAGAGCAGGAGUUCCUUGCAUUUCAGAAUGUGAUUUCUGCUGUGAAGGGUAUUUUCUGGAUUACCCGUGGCUCACAGCUCGAGGCCAGGAACCCGCAAGCCUCUUUGGCCCAGGCAUUAGGACGAACUAUACAAUCCGAGUACCCCAAGAAGAAGCUGGUCACAUUCGACAUUAGCAUCGACCUUAGCUUUGCCUCGUCCAUGAUCGCACCGUUUGUUCAAACAGUCUUGAGUUUGGUUGCGCGAUCUUUCUUUGGACCUAAAGUUGCAGGGCCAAUCGAAACCGAAUAUAUCGAGCGUAAUGGACGGAUUAUGGUUCCAAGGCUGGCCACCGUGGACUCGCUGAACUCCAUGAUUGAGCGCGGCUCCGCACCAGCAGAGCCAGACCAUCACACUAUGCCCGAUCCGCAUGAAAGACCGCUUAAGCUUAAGAUUGGGCAGGUGGGCGACAUAGGAAGUUUGUACUGGAGCGACGACCUUGAUGCCAAUCUCCCUCUGCCUCCGGACAGCGUAAGAGUCCGAGUGAUUAUGGCCGCGUUGGACAAUCUUGACCUUGAAAUCAUGUAUGGUCACGUAGAUAAAGGCGACCUAGGCACGGAUAUGUAUGGCGUAGUCGACCGAACUGGAGAGGAUGUUACAAGCGUUGUUCCAGGCGACUGUGUCGUGGGGAUUGCCCGAGGAUCUUUACGAGACUUUGUCACAUGCCAUCAUCGACUCCUGUACAAGGUGCCAAGCAACCAGCCCAAAUUUUACCGUUUCUAUUUACCAACAAGCUUCGCUGUUGCUGGAUAUGCGCUAGGUAAGCUCAAGGCCGGGGAUACGAUCCUAAUCCAUGCUGGCGUGGGAACAUUUGGCCAAACUGCGAUCCAGCUUGCUAAAUCUGCUGGAGCUGUGGUGUUCGCCAGUGGGGAGACUGGCCAGGAGCGUGAUACUCUGAGAAACGUCUGGGGACUUCCGGAGGACAAUAUCCUUGAUGCUGGGACAGAAGCUUUUGUUGAUACAGUACUAUGCUUGACGGACAACCAGGGUGGUCGUGUGAUCAAUUUCGCCAACAAACCUAGCCGUAAGGAUAUGACGACGUGCGAAACUGACGUUACUGGCAAGACAUUUAGCUGUACAAUCAUCAAUGUACCACAUCUCGUCGAAUACAAACCCGGUCACCUUGGUGAUGCUUUGGCAUCAAUUUAUCCCAAGCUUCUUUCCUGGCAGUCUGGGAUUUGGAAUCGAGACCUGCAGGAUGUAUACGACUACUCUGAUCUGGCGGCUGCCUUUACAGCGCUGAACUCAGACACAAUAGGUGCCAGCAUUUAUUGUCAGCGCCCUAAAUCGAAACCUGUUCCAAUUCUCCCCCGAGCCCCCCCGCCUACGAGUUCCUGCAUUCAUGGAAAUGCUACUUAUGUCCUGUCCGGUGGUCUCGGUGGCCUCGGUAUAGAGGUUGCGAAGUUGUUGGUGGCAAAUGGCGCUAAGAAUAUUGUAUUCCUAGGACGAUCCGGCGCGACAAAUGAGUCGGCUAAAUCCUGCAUCAACUUUCUCCGUAAGAAGCAGGUCAACGUAGAAAUUUUCAAGGUAGACAUCUGCAAUGUCGAUGCGGUUGACAGGAUUGGGACUAAGAUUCGGGAAUCGAUGCCUCCAGUAAAGGGGGUAUUCCAAUGUGCUGCUGUGCUGCGCGACUCUGUCUUCGAAAAUAUGACCUACGAAGACUGGCAAUUGGCUACAAAGCCUAAGACAGUCGGCUCAUGGAACCUUCACCAGACAUUUGGAAAUGACCUAGACUUUUUUGUCUUCUUGUCUAGCUCUGCUGGCGUUAUCGGGAAUCGCGGACAAGCAAACUACGCAGCAGGCAAUGCGUUCCAGGACGCGCUCGCCAGGCACAUCAAGACAAUGAGCGAGGGGAAAGUGAACGCAGUAUCAAUUGACCUAGGCCCAGUCCUUGAGGCAGGGAUGCUCGCAGACGACCCCCAGACACUGGAUAAGCUCAAAGCUAGCGGAUUCUUUGGAAUUAGACUCCAAGAUAUUAAGCGCAUCGUCGAACGAGCUAUCACAGGCUACAUGGAAGAUGGCCGAAAGAUACCGAUACAAGUUGUUACAGGAGUUGGGACUGGCGGAUUGAUUCUGCAAAACAAGCCGGCCGACCCUUACUGGACACGCUCGGCCAUUUUCACACGUCUUAACCAGGUGGACAUGCCAAAAAGUUCGGAAGAGAAUUCGGAAGAAGCGUCAGGCUCGCGGGAGGUGAUGCAGAGACUAUUAGCGCAGGCAACAGAUGCAAAGGAAGCACGGUGUAUUGUUAGCGAAUGUCUUAGGGAGAUGCUCUCAAGAAGUAUGAAUAUGGACUCUGCAGAUGUGGAUGAGUCCAGGCCUCCCAGCGCCUAUGGUGUAGACUCGCUGGUAGCAGUUGGAGUCCGCAACUGGGUGUCUCGAGAGUGCGAGGCAGACGUGAGCAUCUUUGAGGUGCUUAGCGAGACUAGUAUCAGUGAUCUUAGCGCCAUAAUUGUACAACGACGAGAGAAAGAAUGA
This is a messenger RNA of Daldinia caldariorum, 6711 nucleotides long. Its product is annotated as ketoacyl-synt-domain-containing protein. The record is from RefSeq and is a predicted model, not a curated record. The coding region runs from base 1 to 6711 and encodes 2236 amino acids. The transcript is spliced from 10 exons. Gene Ontology annotation, biological process: secondary metabolite biosynthetic process; fatty acid biosynthetic process. Gene Ontology annotation, molecular function: fatty acid synthase activity; 3-oxoacyl-[acyl-carrier-protein] synthase activity; phosphopantetheine binding. Lineage: Eukaryota; Fungi; Ascomycota; Sordariomycetes; Xylariales; Hypoxylaceae.